Acanthopagrus latus (yellowfin seabream) is the source of this 2202-nucleotide messenger RNA. RefSeq names its product Yip1 interacting factor homolog A (S. cerevisiae) (gene yif1a). Bases 707 to 1639 code for a protein of 310 amino acids. The record is from RefSeq and is a predicted model, not a curated record. Lineage: Eukaryota; Metazoa; Chordata; Actinopteri; Spariformes; Sparidae. Gene Ontology annotation, biological process: endoplasmic reticulum to Golgi vesicle-mediated transport. The transcript has 10 exons. Gene Ontology annotation, cellular component: COPII-coated ER to Golgi transport vesicle; Golgi membrane; endoplasmic reticulum-Golgi intermediate compartment.
UUCUUGCUUUGGGCAAAAAAAACAAAACAAACUAAUUUCAUAUCAUUGAGCCCAGACACGUUGAGAGUCCUCACAGACACACACAGGUGAAACACUACCACCAUGUGUGCGCGGUGAGUCAUCACACUCAUGGCGGCUGAGUGACUCUGAAACGUCUGCAGCUUUUAUGCCUUUUGUUCGCUCUGACUUCACCCAGCACUCCUACUGAAUAAUUGCCGCUGAAUCCAAUAAUUUCCCGCCCUUUCAAAGCGAUGAUGAGUCACACGCGCAUCACAGCCCAGCGGUGACUCAGGUGUGAGUCACAGAAUAUGACUUGCCCCCUGUGAGUCACGUGACAACUCCACUUCCUGUACCAUGAAUUUUUUUUUUACAACUCCCAAGAACCAAAACCUGUGACGGCUGAUGUGUGCCAACAUGUGCCUGAUGAAACCAGAGAAUUACACUGUGGUCGUGACGGACGUGCGGACGGGUUCCUCAAGGCUGAGGUCGUGUUGAGUCGGGUCACUUUUAACACCUGUGCCAUCUUGUUCUGACACGUUAGAGUCGCCCUGCUAUCACAAAGCAGACCGUCGCGAGCACAGCGUGUCACAGGCACACUGAGGCAACCAACCGCUGUGGAUGGGUGGGAUCAGCGCGAGCAGUCUGCUGGUAGCCACGUAGCUAGCCGUCAACGUUAGCCGCGUAGCUAACGUCAGCGAACGUCACAAUGGACUUGCCACAUCAUGGGUACCGAGCAACAGCUAAACCAAGAGCCCGUGCGGCUCCACCCACUGCAGAUUCUGUCCUGUUCGAUGACACAAGCUCUGGAGGAGCACCAGCCAUGAACAGUCAAGCGUACUACACUCCCGGGUACAACAUGGCAGCGCCCACAAAUGACAUGCAAGGAGGUGCGGGGGUGAACAACCUGUUUACUGACCCAAUGGCCAAUGCUGCGAUGAUGUAUGGCUCCUCAUUAGCCAACCAAGGGAAGGACAUGGUAAACAAAGAGAUCAGCAGAUUCAUGUCAAUGAACAAGCUGAAGUACUUCUUUGCCGUCGACACCAGAUAUGUAUUGAAGAAACUUAUGAUCCUCAUGUUCCCGUACACACAUCAGGAUUGGGAAGUUCGUUACCAUCGGGACACUCCACUGCCUCCAAGACAGGAUGUGAAUGCACCUGAUCUUUACAUACCAACCAUGGCUUUCAUUACUUACAUUUUACUCGCUGGAAUGGCCCUCGGUAUUCAAAAGAGGUUCAGCCCAGAGGUUCUUGGACUGUGUGCCAGCACUGCCCUCGUGUGGGUCAUCAUCGAGGUCUUGGUGAUGUUGUUGAGUUUGUACCUGCUGACGGUACACAGCGACCUCUCGACCUUUGAUCUCAUCGCCUACAGUGGAUACAAAUACGUUGGGAUGAUCUUCACAAUGUUGUGUGGCUUGCUCUUUGGCAGUGACGGUUAUUAUGUGGCCCUUGCCUGGUCCUCUUGUGCCCUAAUGUUCUUCAUUGUUCGAUCUCUGAAAAUGAAGAUCCUCACCUCUCUCUCCUCGGACUCCAUGGGAACUGCAUCAAGUGCCAAACCUCAUCUCCGCCUUUAUAUCACUGUGGCGACUGCACUCUUCCAGCCAAUCAUUAUAUAUUGGUUAACCUCUCACUUGAUCAGGUGACCAUGAGGCAUUUAAUAACCUGAAGUCCAAGUGUAUUGGACCUGAAAAUGUGGUUGUUGAGUGUUUGUACACCUGCCUUUACAUGCUCUUUUGUCAGUAAACUCAAAACAUAUGUAAACAGUGUUGAUAUGCAGCGUGUCGAGCUUUUCAGAGGGACAUGUUCGUAAUGCGAUGGUUUCAAUGAUUUAACCACAAAGUGUGGCACAGAAAAUGUCUCACCGUGAGUGUACAGUAACAAUGACAAAUGCUUAUUUUUGGCCACCUAACUUUGAAAACAAGGGCUUUCAUUGUGGCUUUUGUUUAAUCAGAGUUUCCUUUUUAUAUAACGUUCCCAGAUGUGCUUUCCAUCAUUUACACCACACAGUACGAACCACACAGACUGAACCACUCAGUACACACAUGAUUUGAGUGCCACGUGUCUGGUAUGGUAAUAAUUUCUGCAUUAUCUCCCCUUUUCCUGUGAAUCCUGGAUUUUAUUUAUCUACAUUUGACAAAGCAUGACAAUGUUUGGAUUUUUUGUAGAAAAAAAAUAAAUAUAUUUAGCUUUGUGCAUUCAACUUCAA